UCGAUCCAAUCUUUUCUGUGAGUCAAGUCAAGUACCGGAAAGAUUCUAGCCACUGUGUCGCAAAAUGCUAGCAAAGUGGAGCUCCUUGGGCGCUUGGUUCCUCGUUUGUGAGCUUGUUCUCUCCAUCGCCAGUGCGCAAAUCCAAUUCCCUCCAGACAUCCCCAACAAGGACACAGUCCCUGGAGUGAUCUACUUCAACACCGCCAGAACCACUCGAGGCAGCCCAUUCCUCAAGAAUCUGGAGCUCGUCAUCCGCUUCCUCUACUCCUCUACUCCCCCCGAUGGAUUUGCGACAUGUCUCGGCUAUGGCGAGUUUCCCGACACCGCCUACGCGCACUCGGCUUGCUACGGCAUGGCGGACCAGCAGGGCUGCUCGGACUGUAUCAAGCACACCUACACGGACAUCCAGCAAGUAGCUCCUCUCACCGUCGGCGCUCGCUACUGGAUCAACGGCACCGACGACCGCUGCCACUUGCGCUUCGAGGCCUACAGCUUCCGGAAGGAGCUCGUAUCAUCCGGUACUCUGGGUGUCUUGGGUCCGAAUGGAACUACGCCUUAUAGUCCUGAUCUUGCGAGUGAUCCAAAAACUUUCGGUGGCAAGACAGUCAAGCUCCAUGUCUGACUUGGAAACGUUGGAGUCAUCCAAAGAAUAAAUGUGAGUUACGCGUCUACGUACGUACAAGUUUGUCUAUCAUGCUUGUAUCUGUCAAGAGAAUUUUCUGUGUUCCACUA
This is a messenger RNA of Selaginella moellendorffii, 732 nucleotides long. RefSeq lists its product as uncharacterized. NCBI's taxonomy places the organism in Eukaryota, Viridiplantae, Streptophyta, Lycopodiopsida, Selaginellales, Selaginellaceae. The record is from RefSeq and is a predicted model, not a curated record. The transcript has 2 exons. The coding region runs from base 65 to 622 and encodes 185 amino acids.